GAGAGGUUAUUUGGCAGACCGGUUCAGUAUUAACUAAUCUUAAAUUUAGACUUAAUUGUAGCAUUGUGGUGGCUGCGAAGUUUUAGAGGCCCAUAGAUUUGUUUUAGUCUUAACAAGAAAUGAGUGGUCAUCUACCCUACAGAGCUGAAUAUGCCAAAAGCGAUCGCAGCUCUUGUCAAGGAUGCAAACAAAAAAUUGCCAAAGAGACGCUGAGAUUAGCUGUUGUUGUUCAGUCACCAUCAUUUGACGGAGUGAUCCCUAAGUGGUACCACCAGAUAUGCUUCUUCGCCAAGCAACGACCCAAAGCGGUUGGCGACAUAGAACAUUUCGAGGCGCUGAAAUGGGAUGAUCAAGAAAAAAUUCGUGAGAAAGUUACUGCCAUUGCAAAUGGAGCGGGAGCAGCUGAAAAUGGACAAACAAAAGGGAAGAAGGGGAAGAAACGUGCAGGCGGGGCAGAAGGUGGAGCUGCUAAAAAGAUGUUCCUAUGUGAUAUCUCAAAAAGCAGCAGAGCCACUUGCCGCGGAUGUCACGAGAUCAUUAUGAAGGGCGAAUUGAGAGCAGCUAAGAUGGACUAUGAUAGUGACGAUGGCAGAAGGUACGGAGGAGUCCCGUUGUGGCAUCAUCUGGAUUGUUUUGUGAAGCUGCGUCAGGACUUGGGCUUUUUCAUGUCGGCCGAUCAGCUCGAUGGAUUUACAUCUUUGAAGGAUGAAGACAAAGCCAAGUUUAAGGAGGUGUUGCCAGCAAUCAAGGCGAAGCCGAGUGAUUCUGUUGAUGGACCUCCUGCCCCAAAAAAAACCAAGGCAGAACCUGUAAAUGAAGAAGAGAAGAAGGAACUGAAGAAACAAACAGACAUACUUUAUAAAUACACCAAGUUCUUGAAGUCCUUAACGAGAUCAGAACUUGUUGCGAUAAUGAACCAUAAUGAUGAGGAACCAGAGGAUCAGCAUACGAACAUUGAGAGAAUAGCAGACGCGAUGGCGUUUGGCUGGCCAGUUGAGUGUGAAAAGUGCAAGAACGGCCCUCAGAUUUACCGCAUGGCUGACGGAGGCUAUAGAUGCAAGGGUAAUCUCACAGCGUGGGUGGCUUGUGACAACGUUACUACUGAGCCAAAGAGAAAACCCUUCGAGAUCCCUUCCAACAAUCAGCUGGCGGAAAAAUUUGCUGAAUUGAGAUACAAGCCAAAAUUAAGAAAACGAAUCAUCAGAGUUGAGGAACGUACUGUGAAUGUGAAUUUUGGUCCGUCUACUUCUGAGCAAGGACCCAAAAUCAAAAGUGACCGCAUCUUGCCGCUGAAAAACAUGGAGUUUGUCAUAAUUGGAAAGUCACUCAAAAGAGACGAGUUGAAGAAGGAAAUCACUAAACUUGGAGGAAAAGUGGUGACCAAAGUACAUAGCAAGUUGGCUGCAGUCAUAUCGACUCAAGAGGAAGUAGAAAAGAAGAACAAACGAAUGGAGGAAGUGGAAGAAGCCAAUAUUCAGGUGGUUCCGGAAUCAUUCAUCCAAGAGUCUUUAAAAGGUGGAGCAAUCGAGAAUAUAUCCAGAUUGAACAUGGCCAGUUGGGGGUCUGACGCCAAAAAGCGCUUGGAGGGAAUUGAAAGUCUUAAAUCAAAAAGUAUUUCCAAAAGUGCGUUCUCCAAAAGCAACAAGUCAUCGAAGGUGACUCUGAAGGUAAAAGGAGGAUCCGCUGUUGACCCAGAGUCUGGUAUGGAGGAUGUGGCCCACGUAUACAACAAUGGCAAAGACAUCUACUCGGCUGUACUCAGUCUGACUGACAUGCAAAGUGGUGUCAACAAAUAUUACAGAAUUCAAGUGCUCGAGUCUGACAAAAAGACCAAGUAUUGGGUAUUCCGAGCAUGGGGUCGUAUCGGUACAAGUAUCGGAGGAACAAAACUCGAUACGAUGGGCUCACUUCAGGAAGCAAUCAAUAUGUUUAAGGAAAAAUUUGAAGACAGUACUGGCAAUCGGUGGGAGAACCGGCACAACUUCGUCAAAGUGCCCCAUAAAAUGGUGCCGAUGGAUAUCGACUUGGGCACAGAUGAAAGUGACAGUGUUAGACUGAACACAGAGAGUUCCAUUGAAUCCAAACUUCCAAAACCAGUUCAAGACUUGAUUUCGAUGAUUUUCAACGUUGAUACAAUGAAGAAAGUUAUGCUGGAGUUUGAGUUGGAUCUGGAAAAGAUGCCGCUAGGUAAGAUCAGCAAACGGCAGAUACAGCAAGCGUACACGGUGUUGUCUGAGCUACAGCGCGCUCUACAGAAUGAAGACAACAAGUUGAUCAUCACAGAUGGCACCAACAGGUUCUAUACACUGGUGCCACACGACUUCGGCAUCAAACAACCCCCGCCACUGGACAAUCUGGAGAUCAUCAAGAAUAAAAUGGAAAUGCUUGAAAGUUUGCUGGAAAUGGAGGUUGCCUAUAGCAUGCUCAAGAGCGAUCCUGAUAAAAAGGAGGAGGGAGAACAUCACCCGAUAGACCUGCACUACCACAAGCUGAAGGCAGAUAUAGAGCCGCUGCCGAGAGACUCGGAAGAGUUUGUCAUCCUGGAGAAAUAUGUAAAGAACACGCACGCAGCGACCCACACUCAGUAUAGCCUAGUGAUUGAGGAGAUUUUCAAAGUAAAAAGGCAUGUUGAGGAAAGACGGUUUAAACCGUUCAAAAAGUUGCCGAACAGAAAACUAUUGUGGCAUGGAUCCAGACUGACCAACUUUGCUGGGAUACUUUCACAGGGUCUGCGCAUUGCCCCGCCGGAGGCUCCGAGCACUGGAUACAUGUUCGGCAAAGGUAUCUACUUCGCUGAUAUGGUGUCCAAGAGUGCCAACUACUGUAUGACCAGUCCCGUCAACAACACAGGGUUGAUGCUGCUGUGUGAGGUGGCGCUGGGAAAUAUGUACGAGAGAACCCACGCUGAAUACAUAGAGAACUUACCGUCCGGCAAACACAGCUGUAAGGGAGUGGGUGCGACAUGUCCAGACCCGUCGGAAAAAACCGAACUGGACGGAGCAGAGGUCCCCCAUGGAAAACCUACUCAGCAAGCAACACACAAGGAAACAUCACUGUUGUACAACGAGUAUAUUGUUUACGACAUUGGACAGGUAAAGGCGAGAUACUUGUUUAGGAUGAAGUUUGACUACAAGUUUUGAAGCGCUGAAUGAGUUCUGCGGUUUCAAUCCCAGUUGGAGUUCCUGAAAUGCAGUUCACUGAAAGUUGGGAAAUUGUGUAUUUUAUACGAACAUCUUUUUAUAAUGAAUGAAGGAGCAACAAUCCAGUGUGACACCUACCAUUUUUUUGUGUAUAUUCAGUGUUACAUUUGCAGUAAGCUGGUAAAAAAUUUUCAUUUUUGACUACUAUUUUUCUUAGGUUAUUAUAUUUAUACUUGAUGCUACAACACGUGUUACCUUCAAGUGCUGAAAACCAAUAAUCUUGCAUUAUCCAGAUGCACCAUAAUCUUUGCAAACAAUAAGAAUUGUUUUUUGUAAUAAGUUAAAUACAUUGGAUUCAUUUUUUGUGUGAUUUCAAAGGUGUUCUUUCUUAAAUUUUGGAGACAUUCCAAUGAUUUUUCUCAUUAUUAAUUCUUAUUUGUUUACAUUUUGGUCUAGUUUCUCACAGAUUUGUUUUAUUAAGGUAAUUACUGCAUUUAACCUAUUGUGUUAGUUUUUUCUGUGUGUGUAAUUUUGUGGAUUUUCUAGAUAUCCUUUUGUUAAGUUAUUUUGUUAUUUGUUCGUUCUACCGGUUUCAGUGCAUACCAUUAAUCACUUUUUUGUACCUGAAAUUGUACAUUGCUAUACUCAGGAAAUAUACUUUUGAAAAU
Molecule: messenger RNA, 3808 nt
Organism: Macrosteles quadrilineatus (aster leafhopper)
Lineage: Eukaryota; Metazoa; Arthropoda; Insecta; Hemiptera; Cicadellidae
Product: poly [ADP-ribose] polymerase-like
Exons: 22
Coding region: 120-3140 (1006 amino acids)
Cellular component (GO): nucleus
Molecular function (GO): NAD+ poly-ADP-ribosyltransferase activity; NAD binding; DNA binding
Source: RefSeq, a predicted model, not a curated record